Molecule: messenger RNA, 1596 nt
Organism: Colletotrichum higginsianum IMI 349063
Lineage: Eukaryota; Fungi; Ascomycota; Sordariomycetes; Glomerellales; Glomerellaceae
Exons: 1
Coding region: 1-1596 (531 amino acids)
Molecular function (GO): ATP binding; metal ion binding
Source: RefSeq, a predicted model, not a curated record
AUGGCAUCCUCCUCGCGCGACCCCUUUGGCCAGAUCCUCAAGAACCUGGCCCUCAUCGCCCUGAGCCUCGCUUUUUUGCCCUUGAACACGGUCCUGCUGUUCGCGUGCUAUGCCUGGCAGCACCUGCGUCCCGGCCGGGCUUCCGGCACUCACGGCACUCCCGGCGCUCCCGGUACGGCGGACCAACGGCAACCGCUGCGCCGCCGGACCAUCCUCGUCACCGGCGUCGGCAUGACCAAAGGCCUCACACUGGCACGCCUGUUCCACCAAGCCGGCCACCGCGUCGUCGGCGCCGACUUCUCCCCCCACGCCUGCGGCAGCAGGUCCCGCGCGCUGUCCGCCUACCACGUCCUCCAGAAGCCCGGCCGCGGAAGCGCCGACCCUUACCUCGACUCGGUGCUCAGGGUCGUCGAGCAGGAAAAGGUUGAUCUCUGGGUCAGCUGCUCGGGCGUCAGCUCCGCCGUCGAGGACGGCAUCGUCAAGGAGGUCCUCGAGGCUCGCACCCGCUGCCGCGCUGUGCAGUUCGACGUCGCGCGCACCCAGGUGCUGCACGAGAAGGACUCCUUCAUGGAGCACACGGGCGAGACGGGGAUGCGCGUGCCCGAGUCCUACCUCGUCACGAGCCGCAAUGAGAUGAUCGCCGCGCUCGAGGGCGCCGCCGCGGGGCUGUCGUACGACUCGGAAGGGGAGGCCGCCAAGCCGCCGAGGGCCAGGAGGCCGCGCUUCAUCGCCAAGUCGGUCGGCGUCAACGACAGGGGCCGCGGCGACAUGACGCUGCUGCCGCUGCCGACGGAGAAGCAGACGUACGACCACAUCUACCACCUCGAGUGGCUGGGCCUGUCGGACAAAGAGCCCUGGCUGCUGCAGGAGUUCAUUGACGGCCACGAGUUCUGCACGCACUCGCUCGUCGUGCGCGGCAGGGUGCGCGCCUUCGUCGCGUGCCGCUCGGCAGAGCUGCUGAUGCACUACGUCGCGCUGCCGCCCGAGUCGUCGCUGUCGCUCGCGAUGCUCGAGUUCACGAGGAAGCAGGCCGCGUCGUUCGGGGAGAGCUUCACGGGCCACCUGAGCUUCGACUUCAUGGUGACCGACACGGACGUGGCCGUGGCCAAGAUCAGCAGCCCCGAGCAGCUGGCGUUGUAUCCCAUCGAGUGCAACCCGCGGGCGCACACGGCCGUCGCGCUGUUUGGGGACACGCCGGACUUGGUGCAGCAGUACCUCGCCGUCCUCGAUGAUGAUGAUGAUGAUGACGAUAAUGACGACGAAAAGUCUGGGGAGAGGCUCGGUGUUGAGGUGGUGACGCCGCGGAGGCCGACCAAGUACUACUGGAUCGGCCACGAUCUUCUGACGCUCCUCCUGCUCCCCACGGCGCAGCUCCUGCUCUUCCGCACGUCGUUGGCGGCGUAUGGACGCUCCGUCAAGACGUUUGCUGAGCACAUCCUGUUCUGGAAGGAUGGCACAUUCGAGCCGUGGGACCCACUGCCGGCGUGGUGGCUGUACCACGUCUACUGGCCCUCGGUGUUCUGGAACUGCAUCGUCAACUGGCGGUGCUGGAGCCGCAUCAACGUGAGCACUACAAAGAUGUUUGAGUGCGACUGA